UCUUUGUUCAUGAAACAUGUGCCAAUCUGUUGUCUGUGACAAGUGCAGACUUUUUUCUACUGGUUCAAACAAGUUUGUACCAUUUAUUUAUUGAGCUCUCGCACUAGCUUUCAUGAUAUGCUUAUACCUGGUUCAAUCAUAGACCUAAUAAUAUAUUCAAUAUGACCCCACAUAAAGUAAAAGUAGAUAUUGAAUAUUGCUCGGAGUGUGGCUUGCAUCAGGAGUUCAAGAAUGCGUUAUCUGCCCUAAAAGCAGGUUGCCCAAAUGUUGAAGUAACAGGACAUGAAGGAAGGAGAGGUUCUUUUGAAAUUAAAAUGAACGAUACCCUGAUACACUCUAGACUUGCUUCGUUAGCAACACCAGAUUAUGAAGAUUUUUGUCGCAUAUGCAGAAAUAUUUCAGUAGGAAAUCCAAUUCCAUCGAGUUGUAAAACAAAAAAUGAUUGUCAAAUACUUUGAAAAAAAUUGUACAUACAAUUCAAUUGAAACAAUAUAUACUUACAUGAAAGUUUUAA
This is a messenger RNA of Coccinella septempunctata (seven-spotted ladybird), 514 nucleotides long. Its product is annotated as migration and invasion enhancer 1. NCBI's taxonomy places the organism in Eukaryota, Metazoa, Arthropoda, Insecta, Coleoptera, Coccinellidae. The transcript has 3 exons. Bases 162 to 458 code for a protein of 98 amino acids. The record is from RefSeq and is a predicted model, not a curated record.